CUCGCGCUCUCCUCCUCCUCCUCCUCCCACCAGCACCAGCUCCUGGAUGCACGCGCCCCAGUGACUGUUACCAACGGCUGGAUAGAGAGCGAGUUGUCCGAGGAGUUUACCGUUAAUGGACACUUAAGCCGCCGUCACAGGAGGAAGAGGAGAGACGGCGGAGGAGCUGGAAGAGGAGAACCGAAACAGAGAGCUUGCUAAAUCGGAGAACCUGCUUCCCCGGGAGAGAUUUGCAGCUCCCUCCUUCUGGUUAUUCAACAGCAUCACACAUCGUCUACACUACGCUCCUCUCAUGCUGACUGAGAAUGGAUGACGGGGUUCAGAUUGGAGAGAACAAGUUCAUCAGCAAGGUCACAGUCCUCUCACAUCUGAAGACUUACAACAUCUACUAUGAAGGACAGAAUCUACAGCUCAGACACAGAGAGGAAGAGGGAGAGCUGAUUGUCGAGGGCUUGCUGAAUAUAUUCUGGGGCUUGCGCCGACCAAUCAGGCUUCAGAUGCAAGAUGACCAUGAGCGAAUCCGACCGCCCCCCUCCUCUACGUCCUGGCACUCGGGUUGCAAUCUGGAUAGUCAAGGCUCCCCAAAUAACACAGACGGUCAGCAGACCACAGAACAGACGCCACCCACUGUGGAAGUGACGCCACCUGAAGGUCAACCCGAGAACAACGGUGUGAUGGAGGAACCUGCAGAUGAAGAUUGUGAGAGCUCUGCUCAGCUCCUAAGAACAAAGAGUGAUGCUGGGGUGCUAAGACGAGGGCAGCGGCGAUCACCAAGUGACCAGAGGAAAAUCAGACGCCAUCGAUUCUCCAUCAACGGACACUUCUACAACCAUAAGACAGCAGUGUUUACUCCUGCUUAUGGCUCAGUGACAAACGUGCGGAUCAACAGCUGCAUGACCACACCUCAGGUUCUCCGAGUUCUCCUCAACAAGUUUAAAAUUGAAAACAGCCCAGAUGAAUUUGCUCUAUACCUCGUCCAUGCCAGUGGAGAGCGUGUAAAACUGAAAAGGAGUGACUAUCCUCUGGUGCUGAGAGUGAUGCAGGGUCCAUGUGAGCAGGUCUGCAAGAUUUUCCUCAUGGAAGAAGAUCUGGGAGAAGAAGUCACGUAUGAUGUGGCACAGUACAUCAAGUUUGAAAUGCCUGUCCUGCAGAGUUUCAUCACUAAACUGAAGGAGGAAGAGGACAGAGAAGUGCAGAAACUCAGAAGAAGGUAUACUGAUCUGCGGUGUAUAAUUGAGAAGCAGCUCAGUUGUCUUCCAGAAGGGGCCACAUGUAUGUAAACUUAACAUCAAACUGUAAAAAGUCUCCUACAUCAUCGCACCCUGCAGGCCGAGUGACCAAGAACCAGCUAAUAAGAACUCAGUGUACUUGUUUCACUGAUUACCUGCUCCUCUGAGCUCCUGCAUCUGCAUGGACUUUUGUUUUUAAAAUGCAACAAACAGACAAAACUCAAACAUGCAAAAAUUAUGUGCAUGUUGGUUGUUUUCUUUUCAGCAAUAUCCUUGGGUUAUGACAGCCCACAGAGUCUGUUUAAGACUCUUCAGUCCAGAUCGCUCUUUUUUUCUUCAUGUGUCACAAGCUGUUCAUUCAGAAAGACAUUCCUCAGCUCUUGAGUCAUUUUUACAGCACAGUAUUUGACAAAAUGAGCCUAAAGCAAACUUCCUGUUUUGCAUCUACCCUCCAAACAGUGAACUGAUGCCCAGACUUAAGUUAAAGCACAAAAUCUUAGAAUACAAUUGCAGUAAAGUGCCUGUUCAAAUGUUUUUCCAAGCACAAACACUGAAAUCCCAUGUUUUUAAAGCAAAAACAAGCUAAAACUAUAGUAAAGUAAAGCCACAACAGACCCUAAAUGUGAAACAGCUGAGGCUGGAGCAGCAGAUACAACACUGGCCUCACAUCAGACUGUGUGCCUUUAUUUUCCCUACUGUUUGAAAAUGUGUAACAUAUUGUAAUCCAGAAUUCUAUUCAUCCUCAAAGCUGAGAAGUUCACAAGGUAGAUGAGAAUUGCGUGAACAGAUAAUCUGUUUGUGUUCUUGUUAUUGUGUCCAGUCUUUCUGCAGUCAUUCAUGCUGAAUGUUGACAACAUUUGCGAUUGAAUCUGAAGGUUUAUUUUGACAUUUUUAAAUGCUUUCUGGUAUUGUUUGGCAUGAAUUAGAUGUUUAUUUUUGUUUGUGUAAACACCACCAGCAUCUGGGUAGCUUAGCAUAGCACAGAAUAACAAGGGGAAAUAUUUAAGUGGGUUCUGUCUGAAGGGGAAAAAUCCACUCACAAAACCUUUCAGUCCAAUUUUAAGACUUUUUUUAACCACUCAGUUUAUUUAAUAAAGAAUGUUGCACUUUUGACCUCAGGUGGCAGGACAAACAAAUAUGUUUGAAAAGCACAUCCAAGCAUACAUUAUACCUUUGACUUCAUUUUCCCAAGAAAGCAUGAAAGUUCUCAUAGUUUCUUGAAGAAUUAUCUCAUUAUCUUGGGGAAAACAACUUAGUAAUCAAGAGUAAAGGAGAUAAAUAAGUUGAAAAUUUGAGAAAAGAUUCAACCCAACUGCUGGGAAACAGUGCUUAGACCAAAUGAAUCAAAAAAAUUUUUUAUCUCUUUAUUUUCAAAUAAUCAAAAAUGUUUUUUAAGUUUCAGGUUUAUGAUCCAGGCUAUUUCUAGCCAUGGAAUUUAAAGUGGCCAAGGCCUCACUGACACCACUGGUUUUAAUUUCUAAAUUUGGUGUAGUGACACGAGAGCCUCACCAAUCUUCACAUCAAGCCCUUAGCCAUAUAUUUAACAAGAUUAUAUCCUAAAACGUCCAACAAAAUGUCAAACUGUUCCUUUAUAAGACACAAUCUGUCCUGAUUGUGACACCUCGCGUCUUUUCUUCAUUUUUGGCCUCAUUGCAUCACUGCCUUAUAUAGUUUUAAAAAGACGUCUUGUUGAGAUUUUAAAGCACAGUUAAGAGAAAUCAUUGUCAUCAUUCUUAUAAGUUCAAAAAUUAUCAAUACCUUCAUACUUUUGGAUAACACAAUCAAUAGUAUGAAAAAAAUACCUACGAAAUUACAAAAUAAUCUAUAGAUCUGUAGUUAUAUUUUUAAAUAAAGCCGUCAUGAGGGAGAUAGAGAGAGAGAGCACACUGAUUUAAUUGUACAAAUCCCUUGGCAGCACCUGUAGAGCAUUGUUGCCAGCGUACUUGUGCUGGCUGGAUAGCGUGCAGGAGUUUGCCUGCAUAUUUAGAAUUAAAGCAAGACAUUAUCCAGUAAUUAGACCCUAUAUGUUGAAAUUUGUCAACCUUGGUAUCCAAACAGGCAUUGAUUAUGUUGAUUAUUAUAAGAAUCACAAUAAAUCUUAAACAUUUGGUAUCACUGCAGCCCUGCAUUCCUAACAAAAAGAACAUUGGAUAGACUUUAGAUACAAGGCUUUAGGUAAAAUGACAGAGUGAGUUUAUAAAAGACUGUGAAUUCUGCUGUGGAUUUUUAAUGGAAGAAUGUUGUAAAUGAAUGAAUGAGCAUUUAAAGCACAGUUUUUUCCCCAUGAGCAACACGAGUGGUUUGUUUGUGUUCGGAGAAAGACAAAAUAAUGAUCAACUAAUGACUGACUGGUGAAUUUGAUGAGUUAUAAAAGUUAUUUUCAUACCCUGAUGUACGUUAAUGCUGUCUGUUUGAAACUUUAUAUCAUUGUCAAAAAUACCUUCAAGUGUGUGCGUGUGUUUCUGAGAGUGUGCAUGUUUGUAUUUUUAGUGACUCUUGCCUGCUUUUGUAUUGUGUCUUUUUCCAAAAAAAAAGAAGAAAAGAAGGAACUUUAACCUUCAAGAUGUGAAAAACUCAUUCCACUGUUUGUAAACUGUGGAGUUUUUUCUGUCAUUGAUUGUUAUUUAAUAAAACAAAGUUAUGUUUAGAAAAGAUGAAUAUAAA
Messenger RNA from Cheilinus undulatus (humphead wrasse), 3893 nucleotides. RefSeq names its product Ras association domain family member 2b (gene rassf2b). Gene Ontology annotation, cellular component: cytoplasm; nucleus. Bases 306 to 1280 code for a protein of 324 amino acids. Lineage: Eukaryota; Metazoa; Chordata; Actinopteri; Labriformes; Labridae. The record is from RefSeq and is a predicted model, not a curated record. Gene Ontology annotation, biological process: positive regulation of protein kinase activity; signal transduction; regulation of non-canonical NF-kappaB signal transduction. The transcript has 11 exons.